Molecule: messenger RNA, 1221 nt
Organism: Closterium sp. Naga37s-1
Lineage: Eukaryota; Viridiplantae; Streptophyta; Zygnematophyceae; Desmidiales; Closteriaceae
Source: the annotation of a GenBank genome assembly
AUGGCCCGUAAGCGCAAGAGCGUAGCUAGUUCUGUUGACUUGUGCCCGCGGGAUCUCGACGAGAUCCCGUACAUCGCUUGGAUGAACAAGCAAAUCGCGGCCGGCCGCAAGCCCGCCGGCCCUUUGCCCGAAGGAGCGCCUGGUGCGGGGGACACCUCGUUCGAAGCCCCGCGCGAUGUCCCUACCCGCGGACGCCGUCAUGCCGACCGGGUUGCCUCAUCCCGCGUCAACGACGAUGCUGCCUUCGAUGACGAUGAUGACGCCGCGGACUCUGAUUACAACGAGUGCGACGAGGCCUGCAAAGACGACGCGGACUCUGGCGAGGAGCAGGACAAGGGCAUGUCCCCCUCCGAUGACGAAGUUGACGCCGACGAGGACGCCGAUGACGCCGAGGACGCUCCCGAGGAGGCCCAGCCUGCGUCCCCGGCUCCUCGUCGCGGCCGUGCGUCUGCCGCUGCGGGAACCAAGACUGCUGCUAAGGGCGGGGAACCUCCGCGUGCCGCUGCCAAGACCCGUAACUUGCAUCCUGUUAAGCGGAGCGUGUGGUCCCCCCGCGAGAACACAAUCUUCGUGGCUGCGCGUUGGUUCAUGAAGGACGAGCUCGGGCCCCUCCUCGUGAAGCAGGGCUCUCAGUACUGGGCCCGCCUCGCGCGUCACCUCGAGAAGGAGAAUCCCGGGUGGGUGCGCGGUGUAAACGCGCUUCAGAAGCAGUGGCGCAAUCUUGUCAACGUGUACACGCAGAUCAAGAAGGGGGAAAAGGCGAGCGGCAAGGGUGCCGUGUUCAAGCCCCACUGGUACCCGUACAUGGCGCUUUUCCAGAACAACAAGGCGGUGGGCAACCCUCACGCCGUCGACGGUGGCGGUGCGGCACACGGAACUCCUACAUCGAAGCGCCCACGUGUGGCAGAGACGGCGACGAUGGCCGCUGCAAAGCUGGUGUGCGAGACGAUCAAAGGCUGCCACUCAGACGCCAUGAGCAGGCUCGAAGGCCUCGUCCGCGCGUGGAUGGAGCAGGACGCGCAUAUUGCUCGGGAACGCGUGCAGCAGCCCGCACCCUCCCCGCAUGUCCGCGACGACAUCCCUGCCCACGCGGACAACAUGACCGACUUGCACGCCGCCGAAGGCGGCGACGAUGGCUGGCUUCGUCGCGGGCAGGCGGGCGAAGACCCCUCUAACCCAGAUGCGGGUGAGGAGGUGUGGGUUCGCGGCGCCGCCGAGUGA